UUCUUUGUUUUCAUUCUUCCAGUUUGGGUUUCUCGUGUUUUUCCUCUCUCUUUCCUCUAUUAUCGAUCCUCUACUGGAAACCGAGCACCCCCUCUUCUCAGAUUCAUCUCGUUGACUUCCCCGAAAACCCCAUCACCGUUCCUCCGCAGUUGGCCCAUUCUUUGAUUUUCCCAUACUCGAUUCAACACCCUCCGGUUUGUAGUUCCAGUUUCAAUUCCCCGCUUCGGACGCCGAUUCUCUACUUUCCGAAGAAGAAAUGGCGUUAAUCCUUCACUAGGCUGUUCUGAUUCUUCCUUUCUUGUCUCUGCAACCAACCUGCUUCAAAUCCUAAUCCACCUACUCAAAUUUGCAGUCAUGGCUAUUCGUGUUACUCUCUCCUACUCAGGCUAUGUUGUCCAAAACCUAGCUUCCUCCACCGGCCUUCGGGCCGGUAACUGCCGCGUCUUCCAGGAGUUUUGGGUCCGAUCUUGUGUUUUUGGAUCGACCCAUAAUCCGGAGUUCAAAUCUGCUGGAAGCGCGCGCAAUUAUCGGUCCGAUAGCCGGCGGUUCAAGCCGGGUGGCUCUGUUGAGAAGCCAACUUCUAUGUACAGCACUCUCGCCGGAGAAAGGGUUGGGGAAAGCCCUAAGAAUCCCAUGGUUUUGGGUUUGAUGUCGAUGUUGAAAUCGAUGGCCGAUUCUUCUGCGAUCAAUACAGGAACUUUUGGGGUUUCUUCGUUUAAAGCCACUUCGAUUAUAUCCUUUUUACAAGGAUCGAAGUGGCUUCCGGGUUAUGAUAUACGAUCUAAUGUAAGCAACAAUGUGGAUAAAGGCGGAACAACGGUUUGUUAUGAUUAUGAUGAAAGUGGGAGUAAUCGGUUUUAUGAGAAUGAUUUUGAGAAGAGCAGCUGGGUUUCGCGUUUGUUGAGUACUUAUUCCGAGGACGCAAAGGCCCUCUUUACGGCUUUGACUGUUAGUGUGCUCUUUAAAUCUUUCUUGGCGGAGCCGAAAUCGAUUCCUUCUUCUUCCAUGUGUCCAACUCUGGAAGUAGGGGAUCGUAUUUUAGCAGAAAAGGUUUCAUACUUUUUCAGGAAACCUGAAGUUUCAGAUAUAGUGAUCUUUAAAGCUCCUCAAAUCUUGCAGGAAUUUGGAGUUAGUUCAAAUGAGAUGUUUAUUAAGAGAGUUGUGGCUACAUCUGGGGACGUGGUUGCAGUUUCAAAAGGGAAACUGGUGGUAAAUGGUGUAGUUCAAGAUGAGGAUUUCGUCUUAGAGCCAAUUGCUUAUGAGAUGGAUCCACUGCUUGUGCCUGAAGGUUAUGUGUAUGUAAUGGGGGACAACCGUAACAAUAGUUGUGAUUCUCAUAACUGGGGUCCACUCGCAAUAGAAAAUAUUGUAGGUAGAUCAUUAUUCAAGUAUUGGCCUCCCUCCAAGGGAUCCAGCAUGGUAGAUGAACCACGUGCAAGGAAUAUUAAUCUGGGGAUUUCCUAAACACAAUGUCCUUGGUAUUACCCUACCCUAUUACACCUUCAUAGGGAUGAAAUUGCCCCUUUUUGGUACCGACCACCGCAAUAUCUUUGCAUAUAAAACUUGGAUUGGACUUCAUGUCUGAGUGGUGUGUAUUAUUGAAAGUAGCUCCUGUACCUCGUGAUGUCAUAUCCUAUGCUAUUCUUCAUCCAAGAGGAUAGAAGGAAAAAAAAUGAAAAAAAGAAAACAAAAGAGAAGAAAUGGAAGGAAAAAGUAGAGGGGAACCGAUCUUUUGGCCCCCAACUAAUUCCGGAACCAAAGUUCUCAAUUUUUUGAAGGGUUUACGUGUUCCUGCCUUCAAGGGAAUGUCGAACAGGCUAGGGAUGAUCAUCAUUCACCUUCAGCUUGCUGUAUUGUCUUGGCCAUUGUGCACAUAUAUGGCCGCAACAAAUGUAUCUUAGUAAUGAACAAAUUUCAUGGUGUCUAUUUUCUGUGUGUUUUAUGCUGUGGUUUCUCAGCUUUAGCCAUCCUCCAUCUCUCCAUGUUCUCACUUUCCUGUAAUUUUAUAGAUGGAAUCUGUGUAUUUGAAUUCAGAGGCUUCAGAUAA
Molecule: messenger RNA, 2047 nt
Organism: Benincasa hispida (wax gourd)
Lineage: Eukaryota; Viridiplantae; Streptophyta; Magnoliopsida; Cucurbitales; Cucurbitaceae
Product: thylakoidal processing peptidase 1, chloroplastic-like
Biological process (GO): thylakoid membrane organization
Cellular component (GO): chloroplast thylakoid membrane
Molecular function (GO): serine-type endopeptidase activity
Source: RefSeq, a predicted model, not a curated record